Messenger RNA from Abrus precatorius (Indian licorice), 1833 nucleotides. Its product is annotated as SRSF protein kinase 2. Gene Ontology annotation, biological process: protein phosphorylation; spliceosomal complex assembly; regulation of mRNA processing. Gene Ontology annotation, molecular function: protein kinase activity; ATP binding. The record is from RefSeq and is a predicted model, not a curated record. The transcript has 4 exons. NCBI's taxonomy places the organism in Eukaryota, Viridiplantae, Streptophyta, Magnoliopsida, Fabales, Fabaceae. Bases 270 to 1607 code for a protein of 445 amino acids.
CAUCACAUGAAGAAAAGAGAGCAAAAAAAAGUGAAGGAUCUGAAGAGAGUAUCGCGUACGUGAUUUUCAUUUAGAGAAAUCCACCCACACGCAUCACAAAAUACAAAGACUUCACGUCCAAGCAAUUUCUGAGUAAAGAAAGGACAAAUAAAUCGAAAGAGAAGAAAAAAAUCAGCUUUUGUCGAAUAGAAAAAGGAACAGUAGCAAAAUUUGGAAGCAAAAUCAGAUUUUUUUUAAGGUUUUGGUGAAUCUGAAUAGAUCAGAGAGUGAUGUCGUGCUCAUCGUCAUCUGGGUCUGAGGAAGAUGACGAGGGAUUCGACUCUUACCGGAAGGGAGGGUACCACGCCGUCAGGGUCGGCGAUCAGUUCGCCGGCGGCAGGUAUAUAGCUCAGAGGAAAUUGGGUUGGGGUCAAUUUUCCACCGUGUGGCUUGCUUAUGAUACCAACACAAGUUCAUAUGUUGCACUCAAGAUCCAGAAAAGUGCGGCCCAGUUUGUUCAGGCUGCCCUUCAUGAGAUUGAUGUUCUUUCAUCCAUUGCUGACGGGGACCCAUCAAAUUCAAAAUUUGUCAUCCAAUUAAUUGAUCACUUUAAGCACACUGGUCCAAAUGGGCAGCAUCUUUGCAUGGUCCUUGAGUUUCUUGGUGAUAGCUUGCUUCGUUUGAUCAAAUAUAACCGUUAUAAAGGUCUUCCAUUAAAUAAAGUUAGAGAGAUUUGCAAAUGCAUUUUGAUUGGUUUGGAUUACUUGCAUAGCGAACUUGGUAUAAUCCACGCUGACCUAAAACCGGAAAACAUUCUUCUAUGUUCAACCAUUGAUCUUGGCAAAGACCCUUUUAGGUCCGGAAUCUCCCCAAUUCUAGAGAGGCCUGAGGGAAACAUAAAUGGUGGAUUUACAAGUCUUAUUGAGAAAGGGUUGAAGAGGAGAGCAAGGAGAGCAGUUGCUAAGAUAUCUGGAAGAAGAACUUCAAUGGGAGGAACAGGAGAUGUUGCAAAGACUGGUAGAAAUAUUGAUGGGAUUGAUGUGAGAUGCAAGAUAGUAGAUUUUGGAAAUGCAUGUUGGGCUGAUAAGCAGUUGACAGAAGAAAUACAGACAAGGCAGUACAGAGCGCCAGAAGUUAUACUGAAGGCUGGCUAUUCCUUCUCUGUUGACAUGUGGUCUUUUGCUUGCAUUGCUUUUGAACUUGCCACUGGAGAUAUGUUGUUUACACCGAAGGGUGGACAAGGUUUUAGUGAGGAUGAGGAUCACCUAGCCCUUAUGAUGGAGCUCCUUGGAAAGAUGCCAAGGAAGAUUGCUACUGGUGGAGCUCAAUCGAAGGAUUUCUUUGAUAGGCAUGGAGAUCUAAGAAGGAUUCGAAGGCUAAAAUAUUGGCCACUUGACAAAUUGUUGAUUGAUAGAUAUAAAUUUUCAGUGAACGAUGCUCGCGAGUUUUCAGAAUUUCUAUUACCACUUCUUGAUUUCGCACCAGAGAAGCGACCAACUGCCGGAUCAUGCCUGCAACACCCAUGGCUGAACUGCAAGGAGUCCUCUCCAAAGGAAAUGAAAAAUGAAUCUAAUGUAGAAAAAGUGGAAGUUGGAAUGAGCAACCUUAAAGUAAGGGUGGGAAAAUGAAGGAGAGAAAUGUGUUGUUUUGACACUGUUCAAGUCAAAGCCAACAACUAAUGAUUGUGAUUUUUUCUCUUUUUUCUUACUUUGUUCAAGUUUAAUAAGAUUCUUUCUAUGGGAUUAUUGACUACAAAGAUGUAAAUUAGUAAAGAAUUUUGUUCCUCCAAAGUUAUCUGACAGCAGAAUUUGCGUGUAUAUUGUUUACAACAUGUUGAAAGUCCUGAUGUUCAUU